This is a messenger RNA of Prunus mume (Japanese apricot), 4304 nucleotides long. RefSeq lists its product as uncharacterized. Gene Ontology annotation, molecular function: protein serine/threonine kinase activity; ATP binding. NCBI's taxonomy places the organism in Eukaryota, Viridiplantae, Streptophyta, Magnoliopsida, Rosales, Rosaceae. The record is from RefSeq and is a predicted model, not a curated record. Gene Ontology annotation, biological process: peptidyl-serine phosphorylation; peptidyl-threonine phosphorylation.
AAAAAGAACUAAAACUAAAACGAAGCUUUGGACCACCACCACCUCAAUUCAGGAGACCACGCCCCCAAAAGCCUCCACAGAGAAGAAACAAAAGGAAAAGAAGAAAAUAAGCAGCGCCAGCAGCAACCGGCCCACUCCCAUUACCACCAGGACACUAGAAGACAAAAUGCCGCCAGUCGUUGAGCCUAAUACGAGGUUUUAGGAGGCUGAAAAUGGGGGACUCAAACUCCGUUGAUGUGAUUCUGGACUUUCUGCGGAAGAAUAGGUUUUCAAGAGCUGAGGCAGCUCUUCGCAGUGAGCUCAGUAAUCGUCCUGAUUUGAAUGGUUUCCUUCAGAAGCUUACUCUUGAAGAGAAGGACUUGGGUAAUUCGUUGGAAGCUGAAAAUGGGGACAAAUUGGUGGUGGAAAAUCAAGGGUUGGGGUCUAGGAAUGGUGGUGAAGUUUCUAAGGAACUUAUAGUGAAAGAGAUAGAGUAUGGAACUGGUAGAAAUGGGUCUGAAAGCAAAUGGAAAAAUACUGCUUCUAUUGGGGAGCGGAAUAAAACUAUUGAGGUGGCUGGGACAAAUCACAAGAGCUUCGCAUUCUCUAAAGGUUUAGAGGACACAGUGCUUGAUUUAUAUUCAUGGAAGGUCAAUCCUAGCAAUGGACCUGCAGAACCUUGUCAAAAUGAUGGAGAUGGUAGUAUCAAUAACUACCCAGAGCCUCAGAUAUCCCACCAAUCAAGGAAUCAUACAGCUGAGGUUCCUGAUUCGGGUAAAGCCAUUGUGAAAUACGGAGAAGAGAUUCUCUUUUCUGGCAAAAAGAAAACUUCUUGGGCUGGAAGUACUAGCAAAGCUAAUGUGGAAUUGAAGUACGACAGAACCCAAACAAGUGAACCUAAGGAACUUGACCAACAACUUAAGACAAGUACCUCAUUCUUGAAAGAAAAUGUAGCAGAUAAUCCAUGGUCAAGAAUUGAAGAACCUUCAAAUUCACCUUCAGAGAUGUGGAAAGAUUGUUCUGUCAAGACGGUAUUUCCAUUCUCCAAGGGGGACGUGCCAACAAGUUAUGAUAGUGCUUCUGCUUCUGACAAAAAAGAAGGAAAGAGAAAAGCUGAGUUGACUGAUAUUAGGGCAACAAUAAAGGAUCAGGUUGAUGAGGUGGGAAGAGCUUUAUACUUAAGCAAGUCACAAGGGAGUUCUGAGCAAAAUACCAUCAGUAGCUUAGUUUUUCCUAUUCUUCCUGAGAAUCAAAAGGAAGAGUUCCCUAGGCUGCCACCUGUCAAACUCAAGUCAGAGGACAAACCAUUGAAUAUUAAUUGGGAGGAAAAGUUUGAGCGAGAUGUACCUGGCUCAAAACUCAGCGCUGCUGACAAUGCUCUUCUUAUUGGGUCAUAUUUGGAUGUCCCUAUUGGACAAGAAAUCAAUUCUUCAGGUGGAAAAAGGAAUGUAGGAGGAGGCAGUUGGCUGUCUGUAAGUCAGGGGAUUGCAGAGGAUACAUCUGAUCUAGUUUCUGGUUUUGCUACUGUUGGUGAUGGAUUGAGUGAAUCUGUUGACUAUCCAAACGAGUAUUGGGACUCUGAUGAAUAUGAUGAUGAUGAUGAUGUGGGAUACAUGAGACAGCCUAUUGAAGAUGAGGCCUGGUUUCUGGCCCAUGAAAUCGAUUACCCAAGUGACAAUGAAAAGGGAACAGGGCAUGGGAGUGUUCCGGAUCCACAGGAAAGAGGUCCAACCAAAGAUGAGGAUGAUGACCAAUCUUUUGCUGAGGAGGAUUCUUACUUUUCUGGUGAGCGGUACUUUCAAGCGAAAAAUGUUGAACCAAUUGUAACUUCAGAUGAUCCUAUAGGACUAACAGUGACUGAAUUGUAUGGGAGGAGUGAUGAGAAUGAUUUAAUAGCUCAAUAUGAUGGACAGUUGAUGGAUGAAGAGGAACUUAAUUUGAUGCGUGCAGAACCUGUCUGGCAGGGCUUUGUCACUCAGACUAAUGAACUCAUCAUGUUAGGGGAUGGGAAAGUUCUGAAUGAGUGUGGAAGGUCACGUCUAGAUGAUGUUUGUGUGGAUGAUGAUCAGCUUGGUUCAGUAAGAUCAAUAGGUGUGGGAAUCAAUAGUGAUGCUGCUGAUAUUGGCAGUGAAGUACGGGAAAGUUUGGUUGGAGGCAGUAGUGAAGGGGAUCUAGAAUAUUUUCGAGACCAUGAUGUAGGAAUUGGUGGGCCCCGGAAGCAUCAUCAUGAAUCAGAUAAGAAAAACAUUGAUAGAUCUAACAAGGACAAAAAGAAAACUAGUAAACAAGAGGCAAAUAAAUAUGUAGUUGAGACUGAUACGGGUAUAUCGAGACAGAAGAAAAAUCAUACAGAAGGGGUAUUUUCAUUCCCUCCACCACUUAGAGAUGGACAGUUGGUGCAGGCAAGCUCUAGUAAAUCUUUAUGGUCAAACAACUGCAAUGCUGUUGUCACUGAUGAAACUGAUGACUGUAUGGUGGAUUCUGAUAACAUGCUCGCUUCAUGGAGGCAGAAAAGUAAUGAUUCCUCACCUAGAAUGAGUUCUAGGGACGAAAAUAAUGCUAAUGCUGUUAGAUCCACAAACUCUACUCCCUCAACACUCUCUAAUUAUGCUUAUGCCGAGAGAGAGCAUGCCAAGCAAGAAGAAGAAGAUAAAAUUGCUGCUGUUAGGGAAGAAGAUACAGGAGCAUCACUUGAGGAUGAAGAGGCAGCUGCUGUGCAAGAGCAAGUAAGGCAAAUAAAGGCUCAAGAGGAAGAGUUUGAGACCUUCAACCUCAAGAUUGUGCAUAGAAAAAACAGAACUGGCUUUGAAGAGGACAAAAAUUUUCAUGUUGUGUUGAAUUCUGUGAUAGCUGGGCGCUAUCAUGUCACCGAAUAUCUUGGAUCAGCUGCUUUCAGCAAAGCUAUACAAGCACAUGAUCUGCAUACAGGCAUGGAUGUUUGUGUGAAAAUUAUAAAGAACAACAAAGAUUUCUUUGAUCAGAGUCUUGAUGAGAUAAAGCUUCUCAAAUAUGUCAAUAAGCAUGAUCCUGCUGACAAGUACCACAUUCUACGUUUGUACGAUUACUUCUAUUAUCGAGAACAUCUGUUGAUAGUAUGUGAACUUCUCAAAGCAAACUUGUAUGAAUUUCAUAAAUUUAAUCGGGAGUCUGGAGGGGAGGUCUACUUCACAAUGCCAAGACUGCAGUCAAUUACGACUCAGUGUCUAGAGGCGCUUCAGUUUUUGCAUGGCCUUGGCCUGAUACAUUGUGACUUGAAGCCUGAGAAUAUACUGGUGAAAAGCUACAGUAGGUGUGAGGUGAAAGUCAUUGAUCUUGGGAGUAGUUGCUUUGAGACAGAUCAUCUCUGCUCCUAUGUUCAGUCUAGAUCAUAUCGUGCUCCUGAGGUUAUCUUGGGACUUCCAUAUGAUAAGAAGAUAGAUAUAUGGUCACUUGGCUGCAUCUUGGCUGAACUUUGUACUGGCAAUGUGCUCUUCCAGAAUGAUUCACCUGCAACUUUACUUGCACGGGUGAUGGGAAUCAUUUGCCCCAUUGAUCAAAGUAUGCUAGCCAAAGGACGUGAUACAUACAAAUACUUCACAAAAAAUCACAUGCUUUAUGAACGGAAUCAGGAAACUAACAGACUGGAAUAUCUGAUACCGAAAAAGACAUCCUUGAGGCACCGGCUGCCAAUGGGGGACCAAGGCUUCAUUGACUUUGUUGCUCAUCUGCUUGAGAUAAACCCGAAGAAGCGCCCUUCUGCAUCUGAAGCUCUGAAACACCCGUGGCUAUCAUAUCCUUAUGAACCCAUAUCAUCUUGAAGACUUGGAACAAUCUGAGAAGUUUCUUGGUAAAGAGAACAUAGUGCAGUUGCGCUUGCAUUUUGGAAUUUUGGGCGUCUAAUUGUGAAGAGGCUUCAUUUGAUUCGUAAUCAGAAUGAGUUAUCCAUUUGAAGGAGAUUAUGGCCCUUAACACUGCUGCACAAUGAAUGCAUUGAAAGGUGUGUUUGGGACACGGUUUGAUUAUGGCCCUUUCGUUCCUUCCCCUUUACCAAGUUGUAUUCCAAUUAGCUGUAAUCAAGAAUGUAAUUUUGCACGCACUGUAUUCUUAGGUUCUUCUUUCUUCGCUUUGUUUGUUCUGAUGGAAGGGGAAUCUUGAAAUCGUGUUGUACAUGAUUGUGUGAUAUUCUUUUAGGUAAUUUAGUAAUAUCUUGUGAAAUAGUUGCUUGUCCAAUUUUGGUUUAGCCCGUGACGAGACUGCUGCAUUGUACCGUUUGGUUUAUGGUUUUCUUUUCAAUUCCAAGGAAAGACAUGGUCGGAUAUCCAAAUUUCCCGGGGAUGUUGAGAUAA